Molecule: messenger RNA, 6984 nt
Organism: Hemicordylus capensis (graceful crag lizard)
Lineage: Eukaryota; Metazoa; Chordata; Lepidosauria; Squamata; Cordylidae
Gene: DPYSL2
Product: dihydropyrimidinase like 2
Exons: 14
Coding region: 322-2376 (684 amino acids)
Cellular component (GO): cytoplasm; cytosol
Molecular function (GO): hydrolase activity, acting on carbon-nitrogen (but not peptide) bonds, in cyclic amides
Source: RefSeq, a predicted model, not a curated record
CAACCCGCCCCCCCCAACACACACACACACACACACACACACACACACCCCUCCAUCCCCUCUCAACUUUGCAUCGCAUUCAAACCUCCGGCGUUCCCACCCAGCCCUGUCGAAUCUAUGAGGGCGAGCCGCAGUACAAAGGGUGGCUUUUCCCAGGCGGGCACAGCCCCCUCUCCAGCUCUCCCCACCGCCGCUGCUGCCUCUGGGGGUCUCGCUCCCUCUUUCUCCCCGGACCGGCGUGGAUGCUCUGAUCUGUGCUAGGUGGAUGCUCUGAUCUGCCGCCUGCGAUUCUGCCCGAGCGAAGCGCGACCCGCCCCAGCCAUGGCUGAGAAGAGGCAGGCAGCAGGCAAGCCCAGCGGCGGCGAGGGAGGGGAGGAGGUGCCCGCCUUCUUCAAGAACCUGGGCUCCGGCAGCCCCAAGCCCCGGCAGAAAUUCUGCGGCAUGUUCUGCCCGGUGGAAGGCUCCUUGGAGAACAAGACCAUCGACUUCGACUCCCUCUCGGUGGGACGCGGCUCCAGCAAGGUGGUGGCCAAGCAGAAGGACGUGGCCCAUCUCGGGGAGGACGCCCACUCCCUCGGUUCCUGGCAGAGCAGGAAGGGAGGGGAGGCACCUGUGGAGUUCGGGAGGAAAGUGCAGAUCCGGAGAGCCACGGGCAAGGAGGCUCUGCAGAACCUGAAUGACAAGAGUGAUCGCCUUUUGAUCAAGGGUGGCAAGAUCGUGAAUGAUGACCAGUCUUUCUAUGCAGACAUUUACAUGGAAGAUGGGUUGAUAAAGCAAAUCGGAGAGAAUCUGAUUGUGCCCGGGGGAGUGAAAACCAUUGAAGCCCAUGGAAGGAUGGUGAUUCCUGGAGGGAUUGAUGUCCACACGCGCUUCCAGAUGCCUGACCAGGGGAUGACAUCUACUGACGACUUCUUCCAAGGGACAAAAGCAGCUUUGGCUGGAGGCACCACCAUGAUCAUUGAUCAUGUCGUUCCUGAGCCAGGGACCAGUUUGCUCUCGGCAUUUGACCAGUGGCGAGAAUGGGCAGACAGCAAGUCCUGUUGUGAUUAUUCCUUGCAUGUCGAUAUCACCGAGUGGCAUAAAGGGGUCCAGGAGGAGAUGGAAGCUUUGAUUAAAGAUCAUGGAGUGAAUUCCUUCUUGGUUUACAUGGCCUUCAAGGAUCACUUUCAACUAACAGAUUCUCAGAUUUAUGAGGUCCUGAGCGUGAUCCGUGACAUCGGUGCUAUAGCCCAAGUUCAUGCUGAAAAUGGAGACAUCAUAGCUGAGGAACAGCAAAGGAUCUUGGACCUGGGAAUCACUGGCCCCGAGGGACAUGUUCUGAGCAGGCCCGAAGAGGUAGAGGCUGAAGCUGUGAACCGGGCAAUCACCAUUGCUAACCAGACCAACUGCCCCUUAUAUAUCAGCAAGGUGAUGAGCAAAAGCGCAGCUGAAGUUAUCGCUCAGGCCAGGAAAAAGGGCACUGUGGUUUAUGGGGAACCCAUCACAGCAAGCUUGGGCACUGACGGAUCACACUACUGGAGUAAAAACUGGGCCAAAGCUGCUGCUUUCGUCACCUCUCCGCCACUGAGCCCUGAUCCAACCACUCCGGACUUCCUCAAUUCUCUGCUGUCUUGUGGAGAUCUACAGGUCACUGGUAGUGGUCACUGUACCUUCAACACUGCCCAGAAAGCUGUUGGGAAAGACAACUUUACUCUGAUCCCCGAAGGAACCAAUGGAACUGAAGAAAGGAUGUCAAUCAUCUGGGACAAAGCUGUGGUUACUGGCAAGAUGGAUGAGAACCAGUUUGUAGCUGUGACCAGCACCAACGCAGCCAAAGUCUUCAACCUGUAUCCGCGGAAAGGUCGCAUCGCUGUUGGCUCCGAUGCUGACCUGGUUAUCUGGGACCCAGACAGCGUCAAGACUAUCUCGGCCAAGACUCACAACAUAUCUGUGGAGUACAAUAUCUUUGAGGGCAUGGAAUGCCGUGGCUCACCAUUGGUGGUGAUCAGCCAAGGGAAGAUAGUCCUGGAGGAUGGCAACCUCCAUGCCACUGAGGGCUCUGGGCGAUAUAUCCCUAGAAAACCCUUCCCGGACUUUGUAUACAAGCGGAUCAAGGCAAGGAGCAGGAUGGCCGAGCUGAGGGGUGUUCCCCGAGGCCUGUACGACGGCCCCGUCUGCGAAGUCUCCGUGACACCCAAAACAGUCACACCAGCAUCCUCCGCCAAGACAUCUCCAGCCAAACAGCAGGCGCCGCCUGUUAGGAACCUGCACCAGUCUGGAUUUAGCUUGUCUGGUACAUACUUAUGCGCACAAAUUGAUGAUAAUAUUCCACGCCGUACCACACAGCGCAUAGUGGCGCCACCCGGUGGCCGUGCCAACAUCACCAGCUUGGGCUAAAGGAAAUAACAAACAUGGCCGCCUAGCGGAUCAUGGGUGAGGGUGGAGCACUCGGAGACCCUUUUGAUUCUUUUAGAGCCUGUGAUGGUUACUGCGGGCAACCAAUGGGUAAGGCCCAGUUGAGGCCUCCGUUCCCUGGUCCCUUUGUUGUCAAUCUCUCCCCCCAUCCAUCCAUCUUCACAGAAUCUUCUCCCUCCUCCCCCUUCCCUACACAUUGGGCAACCCCCCCCCUGUUUUUGAUACAUGGGAGAUGUGAAAAAGGAAAACACUGAAGAGUAGAACUUGUGGCUUAUGUUACCUUUAAAAUCUUUUUCUUUUUCUUUCUUUUCUUUUUAAAAAGGAAGGAUAAAGUGAAUUUCCCGGGAGCUGCCUUUUACUUUUGUAGGAAGGUUUGGGUUUAACUAUGGAAAGGAAGGAGCAACACAAUUGAAUUCAAGGGUUUAAAUUGCAUGUUGCUUAAACGGGAACAAUAAUCCAAGACCAAACCUGCUUAGACCUUGAUUUCCAGCUAGAGGAAAUUAGAAGUUGUGCUGCUAAGGUUUCAGUCCAGGGGCAACAGCAGGGGCACAGAAUAUACCCCUUCUUGUUUUUUUAAUACUUUAUUGCAGGGGUUCCCAGAUGUUGUUGAACUUCAGCUCCUAUCACCCCAACCUACAAAGGAUGAUGGGAGCUCUAGUCCAAUACCCAAGUUGAAACCCUGUUUUGUUGUAUUCUGUAACUGGAGGGUUUUUCUUUUUCUUUUCUUGCUGUAUAGGCAGAUGUGUGUGUUUGCUUGCUCCCAUGCAUAGUAUUGUUGUUUUAUUUUUAUUUUUGCCUUAAUUUGAAAUUGAGGCCAUCCUUCACCUUUCUGUGUCCCAGUAGCGUUCUGAACACCCAUGUUCAUGCAUUCACAGAAACCUUUAGGUCUCUUCCAGUAUUAGCCAUUAACUCAUUUCUUAUCAGCAUAGCUUUGAUCACCACCACCCCCUGUUUUUUGGUAGUCCAAAGAAUACGUUCUUAAAGUAGUCCUCCACUGUAGUUCUCCUAAGAGUACCAAAUUCUUAGAUGGCAUAGACUGAGUCAGCCCUGUUCAUCAUUGGACUCACUGGGUCUGUAUUGUAUGGAGACAUCUCCUCUUAAGGGCCACCUCUUCAUCUCUGGAACCAUUGAUUGGAGACAACUCCUCUUAAUAUCCCUUAAGUGGCAGCUUUUAAUUUGGUGGGUUAGUGGAGUCCUAAAAUCUGAGGAUGUUUCCAGGAAGCAUGCUGCCAAAUGAAUCCCACUUUUAUUUUCAUGCCUCUUGGCUUUUAGAGAACCUUGAAACAUUUGGUCACUUUAAAACCUGAAAUAAGUCUUGUCUCGGGUAGGGAUGUGCUUGAAACACGAUUCAGCAUCCGAAUCGUGGCACAAUCCCUUUAAAACCGAGGUAUUCCAAGCCCCUUCAAAAUGGAGGAGAGAAGGUCCAUCCCUGCUCCUCCACUCACCGCCAUUGCCGUACUGGUGGCGCCCUCUCCAGCUGUCAGUGCACACUGGCCACGUUCUCCCCGUUUCCUCUGCAAGGCACUGGCACACACAUGGCCUCUGUGCAUGUGCGUUGGCCAUUUGUGUGGUCAGCAACCAUGCUGACCAUGUAGAUGGCCACUGGGCAUGUGCCUCCGCACAUGUGCAUGCCGGCACUGUGCAGGGGCAGCUGGGAGAGCGCCGUUGGUGCAUGCUGAUAGCUGGGGGAAGCACCACGAGUGUGGCAAUGGCGGCAAGUGGAGGAGGAACAGGGAUGGACCUGCUCUCCACCGUGUUAGAGGGGCCGUGGAAGCCCUCCGUUUUAAAGUGAUUUUGCCAUGAUUUGGAUGCCGAAUCACGUUCCAAGCACAUCCCUAGUCUUGGGUGCAGUGCCAGAGGGGUCACAGGCAUGACAGGAGCCUGUUCCCCUCCUUUUGCAAGUGAAGGCACCACCUCAGGUUGUUCUAAAGAAUGGAAGGUCUGUGCACACCUCCCUCAUCCGCCAUCCAGCCACCGACUUAAUUGGGGACCGCCAUCUUGGAGAGCAGAUUCUUUGCCUGAGUGGAUAUACGGCUGGAGGCUAUAACGGGAGGCACACAUGGGUCUCCCAUUCCCUGGACUCUCUUGGCGCAGUUCUUAUGCCUGCACUCAUCUGGACAUGCCAAAGGAGGGGGAGGAAGGAAACGGACUCUGUAAUGCCACAUGACAAUCCUUUUCAUUUUCUAUUUCCACUCUAAGACUGGAUUCAGCCCUGUGAAUCUAGUUGGGGUACUUAGGUCACUUGUGCCAGUAGAGGCCAUUGCCUUCUAUUAGGUUAAUGAUGUACUUAAGCUAUACUUCAGCUAUUCCUCCUUAUUCACAUUCACAUUUGUUUAGAGGCAUCUCAACAUACCUGUGGAGAACAUACCUGAAGUUGCUCUGGUACCCUUGAAAGGUUCUCUUCAUCUGUAGGUGGAUCCCACAUAGCUAGGAGCUGCAUCUAAGCAACUCAGCCACAUAGGUGAGGUCUCUCUGUCUUUCCCAUGAAAUCAGAAUGGGUGCAGCUCUUUGGAUUUAGAGGUCUCAGGCACUGACCUCCUAGAUUUCGGUCCUGACAUGUUAAUGCAUGCUACCACAUGACCACCCCAGUGAAGUACGGGAACUUUAUGGCUUGCAUUGAACUAUAAGACAGGUUUCAUGCCACUGAUUUCUAAGAUCGUGGAAGCUCCCUUUGCUUGUCCAUUUCUUUGCUUCUUGAUUGAUGUUUUGCCAUGUCUUUCCUUUAGCCAUGUUUUGCUUAUUCUUUUUAUGUGCCACAUUUUUUAAAAGUGUGUGGGGGGGGGGGCAGGGGGAAUAUUCCAAAAUGACACUCUCUGCAUGCACUGAAAUGGUGCAGUGCAGAAUCCGGCCAUUUCAAACGAUCCCCUCAUUCUCCUGCAUGUGUGGGCCAGGCCUAACACACUGCUGAUCCAGGAUUCCCCCUGACACCUCCAGAAUUGGUCAACAAGAUCACAUAUGGGUUUGUAUAUCCCAUGGCUUGUACAUUUCAUGCUUGGUCAACAUGGCUGAUAAGUAUAAGAUUGCUGACACAGUAGGCUGUUUCUUCAUACGGCCAUUUGGAGGCGAUCUGCUACCAUCAUCAGCACAUGCACACUUCCUCAGCUGGACUCUGCAAACCCACCAAACACACAAUCAUGGCUGGCGGGGGCUUCCAGUGCUGCGAUGGUCAGCUCCAAGCCCCACCCUUCCAUGGAAGGGCCUCCAAGGGCCCAUAGGCCUUCUCAGCAUGCUUUGCACUGCCGGCAGACUGGAAAAGACUCAUGAUGUCAAAAGCUACCCUUCCAUUGGCCACCAAUGCUGUUCCAGCUUUGGGAUCAUAGUGUGUGCUUUGCAGGCUAGAACAUCCAUUAGCAGCAGCAGCUGUAGGCACAGCUCUCUAUGGUUUCCAUGUAGGGGAAGGCAUGCUGGGUGCCAGUGCCUGGGCAAAAGAGUCACAAGGCUUCUCAUGACUGGAGAAUAGGGUUAGGAAGGCUCUCCUCUCCUCUGCCCUUGGUAAAACCUGGGUACCAAAGCUGGGUAGCCUUACUGGGAGAAAUCUGUGCUUGAGGGAAAUGUGUAAGUUCUGACAGUCGUGCAAAUCUGGGUAGCACACCACCUACCCUGAUUUUAAUGGUUGUGUGAACCAACCUAGGCUCUAGUGUUGGCUGUACACCCUCCAAGAAUGGUCUCCUGCAAAUAAAAUAUUAUCCCAGGGGGGAAAGGCCUUUUCAAGGAUCAUACAAAACUGCCAAUUAGAUGUCACCUAAAGGUGCUAAGAGAUCCCAAUACGAUCUGAAGAAUCUUUUCCCGUUUGUAGACUUUCACCAAGAGCACUGGUGAUAGUCCAUCAUUCUAGACAGUUUCAUUUGCAUUUUGGGUUUGUUUUUGUUUUUUUGCUUAAGAGAUUGCACUUUUAAUUGGAAAAAAAGUAUUUAGUAAGUGUAAUAUAUAUAUUUGCAAUUAUUUUAUAAAUGUGAGGUUUUUUUUCCCAUCUGUGUUUUAAUAUGAAUUAAACAAAUGUUUUCUGGGGGAGGAAAAAUAAUAAGAAAAAUCAUGUUUCAGUUUUACGAAACAGCUGCAGCUCUUAGCUAUUCACUUGAGUCUUCCUUUUGUUUUCCUGUGUUCAUGGUUGUUGUUUUUUGUUUGUUCUUUAGGGGGAAAGAGAGAGAGAGAAGUUUUCUAAAUAAAAUAAAAUAAAAUCGCAGGCUAUGUAAGCAUGUUUUUUCCUGUGGGAGCUUGCUCGCUCGCGUUGUGUGUCUGUUUUAAUGAAUGUCAUAUGUAAAUGCUUAAAAUACAUGACAUGGAACUUGGAAUUACCACAGUGACUUGAUGCUCUAAAAGAAAAGGAAAAUAAUUCUUUUUAAAAAAUUAAACCAUGUAGAAUUUACUACUAGCUGGAUUUUAACCCUUGAAUUUGUGCUUGUGAACUUGAGUGAAGGAGCUGUAAGUGCUGAUCAUGUGUGUAGACAAAAGAAGUACUGAUAUUUGGCCAUUCUCUCAAUGGUGCAAAUAAUGGCAUAAAAUGAGUCUUGUGUUUUUUCUUCCUUACAAACUCUGUGUUAUAUUACCAUGGGAACUCCUAAUAAAGACAACAUGUUGUGGUUUCAGUAA